UCGUGUACCGAGUCUUGUGACGAUGGGCAGCCUCCGCUAAAUCCGGGCAGUCAUGUUUACAAUACUGUUGACGACCCGAAAUGGAGGCAAAUUCCACCACCUGCCGGUUGGAACCCUGAGCGUAAAAGGAGUGGUGAACGUCUGUCGGGAAGCCCAAGGUCGCCACAUAAUGAUGAUAGAAAUGUUGAUGCGUCAAAUUCAAAACCGUCCCUGUCAUCUUUAAAAGGAAGGUCGGAGGAUAAAAAUACCCCUGUUGCAAAACCUGGUGGCGAUAGGGAACCAACAAAGCCAAAACCUAGCAACAAUGGCUACAAUGUUUCUCCUUCGAUAGUAAAACCUGCUUUGUCAUCUAAGGAAAGGACGAACCCUGCAUCUAGUACCAUAAAACAAUCCGUUGACGACAGUAAGCCGUCGAAGAAUAUACCAAGUGGUCAUGGCAGGAAUGGGCAAGCAGAUGUGAAACAAACGUCGCUAAACCCCAACGGCAAAACUGAGCACCCACCAAGUUCCUUUACAAGACGUGAUGACGUGAAAAAUCCAGCUAAGACUAACGACGGUAAUCAGGCAUUGGCAUCGGACGCUAAAUCAUCUUCAUCGUCUCCUAAAGUUGAAUCGGAUGAUAAAAAUACGCCUGUUCCAAAACCUGAUGGCGAUGCUAACGCGCAAGCUCCAACGUCGGGAAGCCAAGGUAGCAAUAAGAUUCCGGCCUCAGUUUUGAAACCUUUGGUUUCUCCUGGAGGAAAGCCGCAAUCUGAAAGAAGUAAGUUAACUCCUCCUGUAGAUGAUACGGCAGCAACGACGAAUAAACCGAACAAGAGAAGAGUUAGGUUUGAUGAGUCUAUUUUCAGACCGUCUCCAUCGUCUCCUAAAGUUGGGUCGGAAGAUAAAAAUACUCCUGUUGCAAAACCUGGUGGCGAUGCUAACGCGCAAACGCCAAGACCGGGAAGCCAAGGUAGCCGUAAGAUUCCGGCCUCAAUCUUGAAACCAUCUCCAUCUCGAGAUGAACGAGGGAGGGUCCGUACCCCACCCGUAAAACCGCUUGUAGAUGGCACUGCGACUCCCAAGGAAGAGCUAUCUAACAGUGAUGAAACGAAGUUAGGUUCCUCCAACCUUAAAACAGCCCCGUCUUCUCCUAAAGGAAAGGUGAGAUUUGCAACUGAUCCUAUAGAAACUUCUGAGGACGACGAGAAACCGUCCACGGAAAAAUCAGUCGACGACGAGGAUGCGGAAGCGAAGGUGGAAACAACUUCUCCAUCCCCUAAGGAGGCGCGUAAGUUUGCAAGUAGUUCUAUCCGGAAACCUGUCGACGGAAGACCGCCAACCAGAAAAACAAGCAUCCCAGGAAAGCAGGUACCUGGUUCAGGAACGAACAUGUCUGCAGGGUAUCCCAGGGAAAUGUUUGAUUUCGAAUUUAUUCCGAUGGGCAACCUUCACGAUAAAGGAGAUAAAUACUCGCAGCCUCAUGAUGAACGAAGAUUUCAGAUCUUUGAUGUCCGAAAGCUCAUUGAGGAUGACAACAAACUACCACAUAAAACAAUGAAGGUUGGAGAGAACACGCCUACAACAUUCAAUUUGCCUCCGCCAUCUCUUAAUGGUAACAAAGACCGUGGUAUUCUUCCAGUCAUACCUCUUACCGACGCCAAUAUUCCACCAACACCGGGUCAGGAUAAACCUUCGACUCACUACAUACUUGUGCCAAAGGUUGAGGACAACGCACAACAAGCGACCGGCAUGGUCCACAAUAAUCAUGCCCCAAAGCUUUCAGAUGCAGCCACACAAACUUCUCCGUCACUUCCAAAAGAGAAUGGGAAAAUUAUCCCCAUUGACAUCAAAUCAUUCAUCGAAGACACUAAAGCUGCAACGGCAAUGAUGGCCCGCUAUAGUGCACCAAAGAUGGCUGAGAUAGCAACGCAAACAAACAUAUCGCAUCUGGAAGAGGAAGAGAAGGUAAAUCCCUCUCUCGUCGUCCCCAGUGUUGACGAUAAAAAGCCAACAACCUUAAAUACAGACGGUAAGGACAAGGCUGAUACCUCGGAUACGAAGCCAUCGCCUUCGUCAGCAAGGAAUGGCGGAGAGAUGAAGCGGUUUUCUGCCCAACCUCUAGCUGACGGUCUAGACUCUGAUUUGAGGUCUCCGUCGUUCGAAGGGAAUGAAGAGAAUGUUGACAGCUUCCAUCUCCGUAAAGAUGCCAAUGAUAACAAGCCGGCGAAGGAAACUCAACGAUGGCGCGAUAGUUUGUUGUAUCGGAUCUCACAGUCGC
Molecule: messenger RNA, 2260 nt
Organism: Babesia bigemina
Lineage: Eukaryota; Apicomplexa; Aconoidasida; Piroplasmida; Babesiidae
Exons: 1
Source: RefSeq, a predicted model, not a curated record